CAAAAUGGUUUAUUAAAAUAAUUAUUAUUUGCGCAAUGAACUAAUAUAAGUGUGCAUGCCGUGGGUAAUGAUUGUUGCCUAAAAGGCAUAUAAAUCGGAGCACAGAGCCGCGCGUUGGGAGUAGGAAUUGUGAUCCAAAGGUGUUUGCUCAGGUGGAACUCGUGGAUUUGGUGCCGGAAAGGGUUCUACCGAAAAAGGGUUAUAGACUACAAGAGGGAUGGAGUGAGCUGAUGGCGACGCUGUGGCUCCUGUGGCUCUUGUGGCUCCACCUAAUCCCUCUUGGCUGGGCGGCCAACAUCGAGGCCAACAGCCGGAUUGUGGGCGGUGUGCCAGUGGACAUCGGUAGUGUGCCCUAUUUGGUGAACCUGCGCAUCGGUGGCAACUUUAUAUGCGGCGGCUCAUUGGUCACGCCGCAGCAUGUGGUCACUGCCGCCCAUUGCGUCAAGGGAGUGGGUGCCUCACGCAUCCAGGUGGUGGCCGGAGUCACCCAACUCACGGAAACGGGUGUGAGAAGUGGCGUGGAAAAAGUCUACACCCCGAAAGCCUACAAUACCCGCACUCUCAGCACAGACGCGGCUGUUUUGAAGCUCAAAUCGCCCAUCAGUGGGCCAAAAAUAUCCACCAUUGAGCUGUGCAACGCCACCUUUAAGGCCGGUGAUCUCAUCAAGGUUUCUGGCUGGGGACAGAUCACGGAGCGGAAUAGGGCAGUUUCAAUGCAGGUGCGCAGUGUGGAUGUGGCUCUGAUUCCACGAAAGACCUGCAUGAGCCAGUACAAGCUAAGGGGAACCAUCACCAGCACCAUGUUCUGCGCCUCGGUGCCCGGCGUCAAGGACUCCUGCGAAGGCGACUCCGGCGGACCGGCCGUCUACCAGGGACAACUCUGUGGCAUAGUCUCGUGGGGCGUGGGCUGUGCGCGGAGGAAUUCACCAGGGGUCUAUACGAAUGUUAAGACUGUUAGGGGCUUUAUCGAUAAGGCCUUGGGCAUGUAGGGCCAAAAAUACAGAAUUAUAGCAGAUAUACAGAUAUAGCCAAAAGCAACUAGAAUAUCUAUAAUUUGUAAUUAAAAGAAAUAUAGCAUUAUUCAUAAUACCUAUUAAAUUUGUAAGAUCUACAAUGUCCAAAUUUUAAGUCACAAAAUAUUUUUGAUAUAAAAUGUACUGUAGUUGAUUAAAAAAUAGCCAAAAAACAACUAGAAAAAUUAUAAUUUGUAAGUAAAAGAACAAUAGCAUUAUUCAUAAUACCUAUUAGAUCUUUAAGUUCUAAAAUGUCCGGAUUUUAAACCAAAAAAUAUUUUUGAUACAAAGUGUAAUGUAGUUGUUUGAGAAAAAGCCAAAAACAACUAGAAAAUGUAUAACAGUUAAGUAAAAUAAAUAUAUCAGUAAAAAUUGCAGUCUUAUAAAAU
Molecule: messenger RNA, 1402 nt
Organism: Drosophila gunungcola (fruit fly)
Lineage: Eukaryota; Metazoa; Arthropoda; Insecta; Diptera; Drosophilidae
Product: seminase
Exons: 1
Coding region: 231-989 (252 amino acids)
Biological process (GO): proteolysis
Molecular function (GO): serine-type endopeptidase activity
Source: RefSeq, a predicted model, not a curated record